AGGGACGCGGAGAGGCCCCUCGAGCUCGCCGCGGGCGACGAAGACGGCGAGAAGAAACCCUCAGAGCCCAAGGAUAACCGCACCGAGGCCGAGCGGAGGUACGACGAGCAGGCGGAGCGGACCCAGGCGAGGCUCAUCGAGAAGAUGGCGUCGAAAUCGCACAAGGACAAGGUGAGGGAGUUCAACGAGUACCUCUCGAAGCUCAGCGAGCACCACGACAUACCAAAGGUCGGCCCGGGUUGA
Molecule: messenger RNA, 243 nt
Organism: Micromonas commoda
Lineage: Eukaryota; Viridiplantae; Chlorophyta; Mamiellophyceae; Mamiellales; Mamiellaceae
Exons: 1
Cellular component (GO): nucleolus
Source: RefSeq, a predicted model, not a curated record